CUCCACAUCCUUGUCCCACAAAACAACUAAAACCAAACUCAACAUUCUAUAUGGCUUCAAGAAAACCAAAGGCCAAACCGGUUAGUCGUCAAUCCGUGAGGCACCAGAGUCACAGCCACCCAUUGCGUGUCUUUAAAGCCAAAGAAGACGAUGAGACAGUUUGCUCUGGAUGCGAGCUCGAGCUUACCGGGCAAGCUUUCAAGUGCACAAAGUCCGAUUGCGAUUACUUAUUGCACAAGUCAUGUUUCGACCUUCCCGGUGAAACACAUCACAAGUCUCACAAGGACCACCCUUUGACCUUGCUUUAUUCCCCACCAGAUGACGAAUCCGUCUACACUUGCAACGCAUGUGACCAGUACGGAUCUGGAUUCACUUACCAUUGCUCUAACUGCAAGUACAAUCUCCAUGUGGGAUGUGCGUCUCUCCCUGAAACCAUAUUGCGCGAAGAUCAUGAGCAUCCACUCACUCUUCUUUAUUGCACAUCGUGUAAAGGUCGUGAAGACACGACCUUCAUUUGCAGCGCUUGCGAUGAGACCGUUUUGGAAGAUCUGUGGGUGUAUUACUGCAGGGAAUGUGACUAUGGAACACAUGUAUAUUCAUGUGCGGCAUACGAAGAUCAAGAAUCAAAUGAGGAGGAGGAAGAAGAAGAAGAAGAAGGAGAAGCUAGUACUUCUCCAGCUUCUAGGAUAAAGUCGUUGAUGAAGGCUCAGGACGAGAUGGCAGCUAUGCAGCUAGAGGCACGUAUUAUGAAUGAUGCGAAUGAGGCUGCGCUUGAUCUUUGGGAUCAACCAAAGCGGAGAUACUAUUGGUGAUCAACAAGGAAUUGAAGGAUAAUAUAUGUAAUUUUAUAAAUAAUAUAUAUGAAAGUGUGUGAUUGUUUCUUUCUUUGAUAAAGUUUAUUUUCAGAAUAAAAACCAAUAGAUAGAAGACAUAGAAACUCUCUUUCUUGUUUGGUUCUUGUUUAUUUGUGGGUGUGUUUUUUUUUUUGUAAAGUUGUGUGUAUGUUGUUUAAGUCGCAAUAUAAUUUUCCUUUCUUUUUUUUUUUGGGAAAACUGUUUUUUAGAGCAAAAAAAUGGUAACUAUUUCCUUUUAGACUAAUCUAUAUUUUGUGUCAUAUUUUCCUAUAACACCCUUUAAUAUUUUUGAAAAUAAAUUUAAUAAAUAGUUUUACAAACAAAAAAAAUUUGGAAAAAUAGUAACUUUUGAUAAAAUACCUAUAUGAACUUAGUGAUAUUUUUUCCAGUUAUAAAAAAGUUAAAAUUAUAAAUUUCAUAUUAUGUUCUAAAUAAAGUAGAAAUGACAUUCUACGAAGUAGAAAACGAAAUCCACUUUUUUCAUUGAAUCUACAAUGUUUAGAAUACGUGAUCUACGUAAAUAGGAGUAUUCUAAAAAUAUUUAGUAUACACAUUCUGCGCUUAACCUAUCGUUCUAAAAUCUUUAGAAAUCAAAAUCUACACAUUAAUAUAAAUCUAAAACACGUAGAAACCGACUUCUACAGAUUUACUAUAAAUCUAAAACAUGUAGAAAUCAAAAUCUAAACAUUACUA
Brassica rapa (field mustard) is the source of this 1547-nucleotide messenger RNA. RefSeq lists its product as uncharacterized. The record is from RefSeq and is a predicted model, not a curated record. NCBI's taxonomy places the organism in Eukaryota, Viridiplantae, Streptophyta, Magnoliopsida, Brassicales, Brassicaceae.